Molecule: messenger RNA, 1010 nt
Organism: Pecten maximus
Lineage: Eukaryota; Metazoa; Mollusca; Bivalvia; Pectinida; Pectinidae
Exons: 3
Coding region: 116-487 (123 amino acids)
Biological process (GO): microtubule-based movement
Cellular component (GO): dynein complex
Molecular function (GO): dynein light intermediate chain binding; minus-end-directed microtubule motor activity; dynein intermediate chain binding
Source: RefSeq, a predicted model, not a curated record
AUGUAUUAUAACUUUGGACUUACCCGUACCCUGUAUAUAAAGUGACCGUGUACACGGGCGGUCAGUAUGGUGUAUGGAAGGUGUAUAAACAAGUCAGAUUUAAAUUAUAUUGAACAUGUAUGGGAUCAAGAAAGGGGACGUUGCUGAAGUAAAGGCUCUUUGCUCCCCUCCACGUUCCGUCGUACAAGUCCUUUCAGCUACAAUGACACUGCUUGGAGAGGUGAACCCAGGGGAUUUCAGGAAUAUCAAAAGAGUACUGGCUCAUUCGACAUUUUUACAAAGAGUGACAACACUAGAUACUGACUCUAUUUCCCCUGAGGUGGCUGUGAAGGCGCGUGGGUAUGUCGAGGGUAUCACAGAGGAGCAAAUCACCAAAGUCUGUUUAGCUUCAACCUCCUUCUUCCGUUGGGUACGUGAUGUAUUAGCCGCUGUCGCGAAGAGAACAGGAGAUCUUCCCGAAGCGGCAAAGAAGGAACCUGCAAGUUGAGACACUGCAGAUAAUCUAGCGGUUUCCGUGAAUUCAGGGUAUAAGACGAUUCAGAAGUUGUGCAAUAUGCGUCACGUAUUUGAUUUUUAUACCUUUCAUGUGCAGACUGAACAUUUGAUUCAUUAUUCCCGAUAUACAACGUCAAUAUCAACAGUAGGCAUGCCACAUUCCAUAUAAUGGUCAUCUUAAAAUACCAUUGUGAUUCAUGACAAUCGAAACCUACGAAUUCGUAUAACGAUGAAGAUUCUUAAGAAAGAAUGCUUUAAAACGAAUAUUGGAGAAAGACGGCAGGUUUUGAUAAUCACUUUUAAUAACACCCUGAACGGUUGUAACCAAGAAAUCAUUUCAUUUUUCUUUAUAUUUGAGCAAACAUCUUAAGUGUUAGGCUUGCAAGUUUCUUAUGGUUAAUUAAAACGUUCUGUAUUAAUGUUGUUAUUUAAGUAUUCGGUUUAAAAGUCUUCCUCAAUUUACUUGAAUGGUAAAUAUUGAAAUAUUCAAAGCAAAUAUUAAAAUUUCAACACUA